Messenger RNA from Talaromyces stipitatus ATCC 10500, 1302 nucleotides. Its product is annotated as C6 finger domain protein, putative. The record is from RefSeq and is a predicted model, not a curated record. The transcript has 4 exons. NCBI's taxonomy places the organism in Eukaryota, Fungi, Ascomycota, Eurotiomycetes, Eurotiales, Trichocomaceae. Bases 1 to 1302 code for a protein of 433 amino acids.
AUGGUACCGUUAUCAACUGCACAUUCAUUGCUCGAACUUUUCCACACUCACUAUGGCCGCUGGGUAAAGUUUCCUGAAGAUAUUUCAAUUUCCGCCUUGCUAUCACACAUAAACAAAUCACCAUUACUUCUCUGCAGUAUCUUCCUAAUCGCAGUUCGACACACAACCCAGGACCUCGCUGACAGACUCGCACCAAAACUCUUCCAGGAGGCGAUGCGCCUUGUCACCUCCUCAUUACUAAUUGUACCACAACCUAUCGAGUUCUUCCAAGCCGUACUCAUCCUAAGUUUAUGGUCAACAACGAUAGGCCAAGUACCGCUGAGUGUUGAUAGCUGGCUAUUAACUGGUUAUGCACUGCAGCAAGCAUUAGCUAGUCCUGAUUUUGUGGAGAUAUUCCGAGCUGGUUCGAAUACUCCUGUGACAAGGCCGCAGCUCGAUGUUUGGUGUUUGUGGAAUCACCUAUGUUUCGCUCAUUUACAAUACUCCGUUGGCACUCGCAGACAGGCAUUGCUCAAUCAAGAACAAAUCAAUCACUGCGUUCGUCUCAUUGGAGCAGACAACGUGACGAAUUAUGAAGCCAGAAUGGUGGCCGAAUCUAGUCUGUAUUGGAUUAUUUAUGGAAAGUGUUCCGGGUCCGAAGUCACCUUGACCGAGGCGAAAGCAGCUUUGCAAACAUGGCAACAGGAGUGGAUGACGUUAUUCGAUCAACCACGCUCACAAUUUCUUCAAAUGGGUUUUCAUUUCGCCCACCUCCUAGCCUAUGGGCAAUUCAUAAGAUCACCUUCACGACGACAAACUGGCCCUUCAGCUGUCAUAGAAACAAUCGUCAUGGAAAUGAUCCAUCAUUCCACAACUAUCAUCAACCUCGCCAUCGAGACUACCGACGAACGAACCCGCCAUCUCACCGACCACAUAUAUCACAUCGUAACUUUUUCCGCCUUGACUCUCUGUCGUCUUGUACACAUCUACGAAGCAAAACUCCAGGCGGCGAAUCACAACGUGGAUGCCCUCGAUGACCUCGUCGUGAAACUCAUCGAUUGGCUAAGAUCUAUCGGUUUGCCAUGCCAUGCUGCCCAUAUGUUGGCCGCUAUCCUUGCAGCGCAGUUUAAUAAGUUGAGACCUACAUAUGUUCGACCGGAUGUUGUGGGAGACAUUGGUUUUUCUACUUUCAGUCAGCAGAAUUUUCUCGGCGAUGAUGGGAUAUUGAGCUCCGAAUUCAUUGGCUCCGAGUUUUUCAAUAUUGCUAUAGAUGCGACGCCUUGGCCACAAUGGGAACCGAGAUAUACAGAUGAUGAAUUAUGA